This is a messenger RNA of Asterias rubens (European starfish), 2981 nucleotides long. Its product is annotated as transcription factor E2F3-like. The transcript is spliced from 8 exons. Gene Ontology annotation, molecular function: protein dimerization activity; DNA-binding transcription factor activity, RNA polymerase II-specific; RNA polymerase II cis-regulatory region sequence-specific DNA binding. NCBI's taxonomy places the organism in Eukaryota, Metazoa, Echinodermata, Asteroidea, Forcipulatida, Asteriidae. Gene Ontology annotation, cellular component: RNA polymerase II transcription regulator complex. Bases 282 to 1556 code for a protein of 424 amino acids. The record is from RefSeq and is a predicted model, not a curated record. Gene Ontology annotation, biological process: regulation of transcription by RNA polymerase II.
UUUUGCUGGACCGGGUCAGUUGUUGCUGUUGUUCACCCUCUCAUAAUCUCCCCAAUCGACCCCCUUUCAUCAGUCAUCACAACUUCUAGAUCUCCAUAAAGACUCGUUAGAGUAUCCUUUAUCCACACAUCUGUUUAUUAUUGUGGAAUUUUAAUCCGAACACCUGUAAUUUGGAAGCAUUUUAGACCCGAACUUUCCGAAAGAGAAUCAUAAAGGAACACAGCUGUACUGUUUACAAUACACCGGUGCAGAGUGCAUAGAAAACAACGCAUCACAACACAAUGCCGAGGGGUGGCUUGCAAACUUCACGAAGAGGUAACUCCACUAGUAACGCAAUCCUUCCCCAGCACCAUCGGCCCCGAAUUCUCAUCACCAAUCCAGCAAACCAGCAACAGCAACAACUCGAGGAAAAUCUGACAUUUUCAAGUCCGACUUUCGGUUCUGAAAUCACGAACCCGUACCUGGACGACUCGAACUGGGCGGAGGGUUUUGAGGAGCUGUUGGACGUCGUGGAUUGUACUCCGGAUUUGACGACGAAAGGUUCUCGACCAGCUCUCGGCAGGCCACUGGCCAAGAGGAAGUUGGAUCUAGACUUGUCUUCCAGUCCAGGUCUUAUUAAUGUUAGUUCUUUCAAAGCACCGAGUCCAAGGGUUACAAAGAAACGUGUGACCAAGCAAAGUCCCAAAAGUAUGCCUAGAGUUGUUAAGUCACCAUUAGAAAAGUCCCGCUACGACACAUCGCUAGGUCUCCUAACCAAACGCUUUGUGGGUCUUCUAAGAGGCGCACGAGACGGGGUACUAGACCUGAACCAAGCAGCUGAGGUCCUGGAAGUGCAAAAGCGUCGCAUCUAUGACAUCACUAACGUCCUCGAAGGCAUCAAGUUAAUCACAAAGAAAUCAAAAAAUAAUAUCCAAUGGAAAGGUACAACCAACUCAGUAGCAGCCAAGCAGCACCAGUUCAGUCAGCAGGACCCCACUGCCCCAAUUACAGCAGCUUCAGUCAAUCUACAUUCAGAUAUUGCAGACCUAGACAUGAGGGAUAGGAAACUAGAUGAUCUCAUCCACAGUGCAACAGUACAAUUAAAAAUGCUCACAGAGGAUCCAGAGAAUGCAAGAUAUGCCUAUGUAACAUACCACGAUAUCAGGAGUAUCGACAGCUUUGAAGACCAAACAGUAAUAGCCAUAAAAGCCCCGCCAGAGACCAGACUAGAAGUCCCAGAUCCAAGAGAGAGCAUCCAGAUCUGGUUAAAGAGUACCAGAGGACAGAUAGAAGUAUAUUUAUGCCCCGAGGAAUGCAGUAAAGAUGACAACUCAUCAGAUACCAGUGGGUCGCCAUGCAGUAGUAAAGGAGAUCCAGCGUUAAAGUCUUCCACUCUUGAUGAGGAUGACAUCUCACCACUCAACAAGAGCUUCCUGAUGGAGACCGAGGACCAGAACAGCACCGAUGACUUCGAUGACUUUGUUCCGCUAUCCCCGCCAGCCGUAGACGACUAUUUAUUUGCACUCGGAGACAACGAAGGCAUUUCUGAUCUAUUUGAUGCAUAUGAUUUGUUUUAAGAUGUUCAAGGGCCAUGCCACAAGAGGCAAUUUACAGGCAACCAGUUUCAGGCAACCUCCAAGAAGAUGAGAUAAACAAAUAUCCAUUUCAACAUAACUUUCUUCAGGGCUGUAAGAAUAACAGUUGUUACUGUAAUUGUUUGUAGAAUAACCCCUGUGCUACCAAAGUGGUCCUGUAGCAUGCACUGCAUUUGGUUGCCUGUAAAAGUUGCCUCGUGUGACAAGGCCUUAACAAUUUGUUUUUUUAGCAUCCGUGAGAAUUAGUCCUUAAGACUUCAGAGUGCUUGAAAUCUGCUGUCAAUCAAUUUUGAAUUCAUGCACACCAGAAGUUCCACAAUAAUCAAUCAAUUGUUAAAUUAAUAAGGUGCCAAUCCAACAGUCGUUGCUCAUAGCGCCGAUAAGCUUUAUUAUAAUUUCAAGUUACUCGUUGGAUCAGUACAGUUUUUAAUGUAAUAAUAAUACAUGUACAGGGAAUUUAGAUGGCACUCUACAAAGUAGACUGCGCCUGUGCGGCUCAACACAUGUGUGCAAUUCGAUUGUUUGACAUUAUGGCGAUGGUGGCCUUUACAUACAAGGCAUCUGGGCCUAAUUUCAUAAAGCUGUUAAGCAGAAAAUACUGCUUAGCAAAUUUCUUUGCUAAAGCAAGAAAUGAGUGGGGUACCAGUUGCAACAUUGUAAAGUUUCUAGAGUUUUGGACGGUAACCAGUUUCUGUUUUAAGAAAUAUUUUUCUGUGCUAAGCAAGAUUGUAUACUUUCAGGCUUUAUGAAAUUGGGUUCUGUUCACUUUCUCUUGAGUGAAUAUUGACUUUUAUCGUUGGGCGUCCAUCUUGUACUUCUCCCAUUUUAAAUGAGUAUAACCAAACUGAGGCCGUAAGGGCACAUAGUCUGGUGCAUAUUUGGUAGAGAUUUGAAUUGGUAUGAAAAAUUAUAGAGGCGCUGAAUGGCGCAAGAUGGGGAACUAGAGCUCUUUCCAUAUGUGAAAUAGGCAUGGGCGACAUUUCAGCAAGCAAUAUGUUAUAUCUUUGAUAGCAGUGGUCGUUGUCUGCAUUGAUAUAUUGUUGCAUGAACAGAGUUGCUCCCUGAAAUGGCCUCUAAAAUGGCUCUCCAUCUUGCGCCUUUGGUGCUCUAAAAUAUUUGAUCAGUAAUUCAGUAUGCAUUAGGACCAGUCACAACUGUGGGUGCGUUCAAUUAGCGUCCCCGAGUGGACCCGAUCUGCCCCUGGUACGUUCGAAUAGCUGCGAUGUCAUUCCAGGGGCUCCACCCGGGUACAAUAAUAAAUAGGGAAAAUAGAUUGGAUAAUGUUUUAAUAAUGUGCAAAGUUCAACUUUGAAUAUGCUUUCUAGUUGUAUACUAUUUGGUUUGGUCUCUUUAUAAAAUGAAAUAUUACUGUGCUUGAUAUAGGGGGGGGGGGUAGAGGGUACCCCC